AUUAGAAAAUAGCUAUUUUAUUCCAAGCUGUCAAAAUGGAAACGCUUGCACGGAAGUAGCUCCAACAUCUGUCAAUCGUAGCAAAUUUUCGAAAAAAUGUACAAUUUUAUAACUUGAAAUACACAACUGAGUUGAAACCGCGGAAGUCAAAGGUUUUCAAUAGUUGCGUACCUCGGUGCUGUUACACUGAUGUAAACAUUACUUGAGUGGUUUAGCUCCUUCGUAACAUAGAAAACUGUCGUCAUUUUGAACAUAAACGAGUUCUCCUAUCGUUUUAGUACUUUUCCCCCUUUUAUUAAAAUUAAAAUGCACCGGAGAGGGGUCGGUGCGGGCGCCAUCGCCAAAAAGAAGCUUGCAGAGGCCAAAUACAAAGAGAGAGGAACUGUUCUUGCAGAGGAUCAAAUCGUUCAGAUGUCCAAGCAGCUGGAAACAUUCAAGUCCAACCUGGAGGAGUUUGCCAGCAAGCACAAACAGGAAAUCCGCAAAAGUUCCCAGUUCCGGGUCCAGUUUCAGGAGAUGUGCGCCACUAUUGGAGUUGACCCGCUUGCCUCUGGCAAAGGUUUCUGGUCAGAGAUGCUCGGGGUGGGCGACUUCUACUACGAGCUUGGCGUGCAGAUUAUUGAGGUUUGCUUGGCCCUCAAGCACAGAAACGGAGGACUCAUGACUUUGGAUGAACUGCAUCACAGGGUUCUUAAGAGUCGCGGUAAAUACGCUCAGGAUGUCAGCCAGGAUGAUUUGGUUCGAGCUAUCAAGAAACUCAAAGUCAUGGGCAACGGUUUCGGGAUGAUUCCGGUGGGUGGCUCCUACUUGGUGCAGUCCGUUCCGGCGGAGCUCAACAUGGACCACACGGUGGUCCUCCAACUGGCUGAAAAGAAGGGCUACGUGACGGUGAGUGAAAUUAAAGACGGUCUCAAGUGGGAGAACGACCGAGCGAGUCACGUCCUGGACGACCUGCUGAAGGAGGGCCUGGCCUGGCUGGACUCUCAGGCAUCGGGCGAGCCGCAGUACUGGCUGCCCGCCCUCUUCUCGGAGCUCACCUCCCGUGAUGUCACGCCCGAGGAGGCCAAUCAGAUGAGCCCCUGACCAAACCCUGGAUGAGGAUUUAGCCCAUAAUGUGCCAGCGCAAGGGUGUGGGGGGGUGUUAUGGACACACGUGACUGUACAAAAUGCCAGUACAAUGAACCCCCAUGAUCAGACACACCCGCAAUAUGUGAUAAUUCACGAUAUAAGAACGCCAAAACACACACAGAGCAAACGACACUUCUCCGCCUCUUCUUCUUGCUCCUAAUUACACCACUUCUCUUCUACAAGUUCUCAGUACUGCUCAUCCUGUUGUGUAACAAUUUAAUACUGGCUUGCAAAACUAAAUGAAUUCCGUAAACACUGAUUAAAAAAAAA
Messenger RNA from Syngnathus acus (greater pipefish), 1398 nucleotides. It is a transcript of the gene snf8, whose product is annotated as SNF8 subunit of ESCRT-II. The record is from RefSeq and is a predicted model, not a curated record. The transcript has 8 exons. Bases 307 to 1083 code for a protein of 258 amino acids. Gene Ontology annotation, biological process: protein transport to vacuole involved in ubiquitin-dependent protein catabolic process via the multivesicular body sorting pathway. Lineage: Eukaryota; Metazoa; Chordata; Actinopteri; Syngnathiformes; Syngnathidae. Gene Ontology annotation, cellular component: ESCRT II complex.